Alosa sapidissima (American shad) is the source of this 2759-nucleotide messenger RNA. RefSeq names its product RAB14, member RAS oncogene family (gene rab14). Gene Ontology annotation, molecular function: GTPase activity; GTP binding. The transcript has 8 exons. The record is from RefSeq and is a predicted model, not a curated record. Gene Ontology annotation, cellular component: phagocytic vesicle; trans-Golgi network; recycling endosome. Gene Ontology annotation, biological process: defense response to bacterium; phagosome maturation; Golgi to endosome transport. NCBI's taxonomy places the organism in Eukaryota, Metazoa, Chordata, Actinopteri, Clupeiformes, Clupeidae. Bases 153 to 800 code for a protein of 215 amino acids.
UGAUGCUGUGAACGGAAGGGAGUAGUGCGGACACGCGCAGAAGUGACGCGCAUGUCAACGGCAGCAUCUAGCAUAGGUGUUUUCUAUCUGCCCAGCUGAUUAUCCGAGCCGGCUUCAUUAUUUCCCCACCUACCUAGCAAUAGGAAUCCAAAAUGACGACCGCCCCGUACAACUACUCCUACAUUUUUAAAUAUAUCAUCAUCGGGGAUAUGGGCGUGGGCAAGUCCUGCUUGCUACAUCAGUUCACAGAGAAGAAGUUCAUGGCGGACUGCCCUCACACCAUUGGUGUGGAGUUCGGCACGCGUAUCAUGGAGGUGAGUGGGCAGAAGGUCAAACUCCAGAUCUGGGACACGGCUGGACAGGAGCGCUUCAGAGCCGUCACCAGGAGCUACUACAGAGGAGCCGCAGGAGCGCUGAUGGUCUAUGACAUCACCAGGAGGAGCACGUAUAACCACCUGAGCAGCUGGCUGACGGAUGCUCGAAACCUCACCAACCCAAACACAGUCAUCAUCCUGAUUGGCAAUAAAGCGGAUCUGGAGGCGCAAAGGGACGUCACAUAUGAGGAGGCCAAGCAGUUUGCUGAGGAGAACGGUUUACUCUUCCUAGAAGCCAGUGCUAAGACUGGGGAGAAUGUGGAGGACGCGUUCCUGGAAGCUGCUAAGAAGAUCUACCAGAACAUCCAGGACGGCAGUCUGGACCUGAACGCGGCCGAGUCGGGCGUCCAGCACAAGCCCUCGGCACCACAGGGGGGGCGGCUGGGUAACGACACCCCCUCCCAGAAGGAGGGCUGCAGCUGCUAGGGACACACACACGCACUGGCCCUCACAAACAAGCGUCCUUUCACCCCCUCCACACACACACACGCACACACAUGCACGCACACGCAGAAACACACAGACACACACACACGCACGCUCCACACACGUCCUAUCUGUCUGAAGUUCUAUGGGCGGCGCAAAGUCCUACAGACUUCUGAGGAUAUUGUUUUAUUCUUUUCUGGACCUCCAACCCCCAAUCUCUUUCUUUCUCUUACACACACACUGUCAGCAGGCUUCUCUCUCUCUCUCUCUCUCUCUCUGUGUGCGUGUGUGUGUGUGUGUGCGUGUGUGUGUGUGCGUGUGUGUGUGUCUCUGUGUAUGAGGGGGGUGUGCAUCAGAUGAACCUGGAGUCCUCAGUGUUGUUGGGGCAUGAGUGAUCAGUGUUGUUGGGGCAUGAGUGGCUUGUCUUUCCUUUUUAUUUGAGUUUUUUUUGUUUGUUUCGUCUUUUGUAAGACCUUUUGCUUAACUUAUUCUGGCGGUGAGGAUGGGGGGGGUGGGAGGACAGACAGACAGACAGGCAGGCAGACAGACAGGCAGACAGACAGACAGACAGACAGGCAGGCAGGCAGACAGACAGACAGGCAGACAGGCAGGCAUUAUCGCUGAAGAGCCGUUUGUGUUUUAAAGUGUAUUUUAACCCUCUGGCGCAGGCCUGCAGGAGCACAGGCCAAAUAAAAGUCUUUGUGAUGGAGAAGUAGAAGUGUACUCCUGUAACAGAUCCAGUAAUAUAUGAAUGAAGACACCUCCCCCUGAGGAGGCCCACUGAGUGUUUGCACUUUGCUGUAGCGGCACGAUGCGGUGUGGUGUGGUGUGGUGCGGCAGGACGACCCCCAGAUCGGUCGUCGGCACCGCGUGAGACGGGCGCCCUCCCCCUCCCCCUCCCCCUCCCCGCACUGGUAUUGAUCCUGAACGUUAGUCCUAAACUCUAAACCUCUUGCUUCCUGCUGUCUGGCCAUGCUCUGGUCAAUCCGGGUGUGUGUGUGUGUGUGUGUGUGUGUGUGUGUGUGUGUUACUGUAGCAUACGGAGUGUGGGUGGGUGGGAGGGUGAGCGCUCCUGUAGCAUCAGUGGUGUAUAUGACUCAUGAGGUGUGUGUGGCGUGAGAGAUGAGACGUGUGUGUGUGCCUGAGGUGUGUGAACGGUCUUGCUGUAGGAAGAUGGCUGCGUGUGUCCAAUGAGGAUGGGAAUCAGAAAGGAUCAUCUGGCAGAGGUGUUGAGCAGACACUGUGUGUGUGUUGAGUGUGUGUGUGUGUGUGUGUGCGCAUGAGGCCUACCCCAGCUCGCCACAUCACCCUCGUUUGUUUGGGUUUGCUUUAUUCGUCCCCUUCUGAUGACGUCAUUUCUGUUGCCUUAUUACGAAGACCAUUGAAUCCAGAAUUCUGUAUUUAUAAAUAGAGCGUCGUCCUAAAACCAGACGAGGAUGAUCGCCAGCGACCGUACUGGACAGAGGCAGAAUUUACCGAUGACCCCCUAGCUGCCCUCUAGAGACCAAAAGUGGUGAAUUGAUGAUGAUGAUGAUGAUGAUGAUGAUGAUGAUAUGUAUAGAAGGGCCCUGACCAAAUCAACACUACAGUCACAAACGGUUCAGACGCGUUGACCUCUAACUGAGGCAGAGGCCAGACAGGCAGGAGAUUACCACAUAUGCAUCGCCAUUCUGAAUAUUUCUAUUCAAUUUGUAUCAUGUUGUAAUAAUAGAUGUAUUUUAAGUCAUAUUGAAGAUUGAAAUAUGUGAUUCUCCAAGGAAGGAUGGAAUCCUUUUGUUUUUUAUUUUAAUCCUGUUGAUUUUGUUAUUUUUUUUCCCAUGUAUUUGUGGUCACGUAUGUGAUUCACAACAUCAAAGCAAAUAUAUGAACCUUCUGAUGAGAGAUCUGUUAGCUUUGGAAUGUCUUCUGUAAUUGGCUUUGGUUUGUAUUAAUCUUGUUAAUAAAGACCGUGAUGUACAA